UAAAAAUAAAGACACAGUUACAACAUAAACUUGAAGUUCCUAGAUGAUAUAUUUGUUGAACGUAUAUUACCAGCAAAGCAAGAUUUUUCGCCAUCUAGUUUAAAUCCAGUAAAUGCAUUUACAUUCAGGACAUAAAUUGACGUCUAAUGAUGGAUAACAGAAUAGUGCUUUUGUUUGCUUCAGUUGUCAUGAACUUUGGUCAUUUAUUGGCAAGUCAAAACAUGAAUUGCGCUCAAGGUUACUGGGGGGCAGAUUGCAAAAGUACAUGUCCCGAACGAUGCUCGUCCGUUGGAUGUGACAAAGUUACUGGCUCUUGCUUCGGAUGCGACUCAGGAUAUCACGGUAAACAUUGUGACAUUCCAUGUCCGCUUCACUGCCGGUAUGGAUGUGAUCGUUUUACUGCGAAAUGCUCCUCGUGUUACGCUGGUUGGUAUGGCGAUUCUUGCAAUAUACCAUGUCACAAUUGUGUCUCCUGUUCAAAAACUACGGGUAUAUGUUCAACAUGUAAAAAUGGUUGGUAUGGGACCAACUGCAGCAUCCCAUGCUCCAUUGAGACAGGUUGCAACAGAAAUGACUGUACAAAGUCUACCGGAGACUGUUUAGUCUGUAAAAUAGGAUGGUUUGGGUCAAAAUGUGAAAAACAAUGUCCAAACAGUUGUCACAAUGGAUGUCAUAAAAGUUCUGGUUAUUGUAAUGCCUGCAGCUCUGGAUAUUGGGGUUCUGAUUGCUCAAAACGUUGCCCCAACUGUCAUAAUGGCUGUUACAAAAGUAAUGGUCAUUGCAGUUACUGCAAUUCGGGAUUCUGGGGUUCGGACUGUACAAAUAUUUGCCCGGGGAAAUGUGAAAGUUGUGAUAAAUCUCGUGGAACGUGUUUGUUUUGCCCAUAUGGUUUAUGGGGAAGUGACUGUUCGAAGACGUGUAAUACUAAUAACUGUAAAAUGUGUGAUAUCAACACAGGUAUCUGUAAAGCCUGUGUAUCAGGCUUUUGGGGACCAGACUGCAACUACCUAUGCAAUAACUGUUCCAAUAAUAAAUGUGACAUUUCCACAGGUGUAUGUGAGACAUGUCCAGAGGGAUUUGCAGGAGAAAAUUGUAAUAUAAAGUGUGAGAUUUCUGCGUGUUCAAAUUGGCUGUGUGACAGGAAGCAAGGAUUUAAAUGUUCCAGUUGUGUGAAUGGGUUUUGGGGAACGCUUUGUGAGAAAAAAUGCAUGUUAAAUGGCAGUUGCAACUACUGCGACAAGACAACUGGAAUAUGUAAAUCAUGUUUAAGCAGUUAUUGGGGAGCAAAUUGUGACAGAAAAUGCAAUGGAAAUGACACUUGUACUUAUUGCAACAGAAACACUGGAGCUUGUACUUCAUGCUUCGGUGGAUACUGGGGAAAACAUUGCGAAAAUGGGUGCAAUAAAAACUGUGCUGGAAAUUGCCAAGUUAGUACAGGAGCAUGUAAUUCUUGCAAAAAUGGAUGGUGGGGAACAUUUUGUGAGAAAAAAUGCCCGAUUGGAGAAGGAUGUCAAUAUUGUAGCAAAACUUCUGGAACUUGCAGCACGUGUAUAAUUGGUAACUGGGGUAGUUUCUGCGACAAAAAGUGUUCUACAGUCUGUACAGGUCGUUGCGACAGGUAUACAGGAAAGUGUUCCUAUUGCAGACCCGGUAACAAGGGUGUAAACUGUGGCAGUAAAUGCAUAGAGGAAAAUUGUGAGACAUGCAAAGGUUCGGAGGAUAGUUAUUCAUGUACAAAAUGCCGAGCGGGUUACUGGGGCGAAAGCUGUGACAAUAAGUGUAGAUCAGAGCGAUGCCUGGAAUGUCAUAUGUCUGAAGGACGAUGUACUUUAUGUGAGGACGGCUUUUGGGGAAAUUCAUGUAAUCAAAAAUGUCAUGGCAGUUGCCAGUGUUGCAGCCUGACUUACGGUACUUGUAGUGCACCGCAUACCUGUUUGAUGUACAAAGCACCAGCGGCGCCUUCACAGACAGACACUGUGAUUAUCGUUGGCAUUAUCUUGAUUAUUUGCUCUUUAGUGGUACCGUCUCUGGCACUUGGUUUGUUUUGCUACAUAAAGCGUCGGAGCAAGCAAAAGGCAGACACAGCUACAGCUGAAGAUAGAAAUGUUGGACAUCAGAGCGUUUCAUAUUCAAUGGAUCGUAAAAGAAAGGCCAAAGUUGAGAUAGCAUCGCUUCAAACCGGAAAAGUCAACCGCACAUAUAUGGAUCAGGAAACAAACAAAGGAUUUGAAGAAGAAGAAAAUUAUGAAAGCGUCCUCGAGACAGACGACAUCUACGAAAAUCCGUAGGGCUC
This is a messenger RNA of Mercenaria mercenaria, 2293 nucleotides long. Its product is annotated as multiple epidermal growth factor-like domains protein 6. The coding region runs from base 147 to 2288 and encodes 713 amino acids. Lineage: Eukaryota; Metazoa; Mollusca; Bivalvia; Venerida; Veneridae. Gene Ontology annotation, molecular function: scavenger receptor activity. The transcript has 5 exons. The record is from RefSeq and is a predicted model, not a curated record.